AUGUCAUCCAACAUCUCAAAUUCAACAAACAUUUCAUCUCUCAAGAAUGAAAUUCGCUUUAUUUUAUUUCUUACAUUACAAAUCCCAUCCAUCAUUUGCUCAUUAUACAUAUUUCUUCAAUACGCGACUCGAUCGAAUCUUCGUCAAUCAAUUCAUCAUCACAUUGUUCUUGUUCUUCUUUGUAGUAGUUUUCUCUUUGUAGCGAUUCCUGUGUCAGCAAGUGAAGCAUUUUUCUACACAGCAACUGUUCGACCAGCCAGUUAUCUUUUCUGUUCGAUCUGGACAUGGGUACACUAUACAACAAAUAUAGCCAACUUAAUCUUAAUGUCAUUUUCGUGUAUUGAACGUCAUUUGCUUAUCUUUCGUUUAAAUCCAUUGAGAACACGUUUUCGACGGAUAGUUUAUCAUUAUAUUCCAAUAGUUGUAUGUUUAUUAUAUCCCGCAUUGUUUUAUUUUAUCUUAAUUUUCCUCUAUCCAUGUGAACCUGUUUAUGAUUUCAGUCAACUUCUUUGUAUAAUGCCUUGUUAUUUUAUGAAUAUUCCAAUUGGUAAUGUUGAUACAUUUGUAAAUAAUUGGAUGCCAAUCUUUGCUAUUCCAUUGUUAAGUCUCGCUUUAUUUGCUCGUUUUCUUCUUCAAAAACGUCAGGUGCAUAUUGAAAUUUUUCAAUGGAAACGAGAUCGAAAAAUGGUUAUACAAUUAUUAUCUAUUGCAUGUCUGUAUUUUUUUAUGUGGGCACCAUUGAAAUCAGUUUCAAUUUAUAAUUUAGUUUGGCGAGUAAAACUCUCGAGUCAAUUUCAAAUCGAUUAUAUGUUUAUUUUGCCUUAUUUCAUUCAUUUAUUCUAUCCAUUUGUUAUUUUAUUCACGAAUUCUGAAUUUCGACGAAGAAAUCGAUUACAACCAAAUUUCAUUACUCCAAUUCAUCGACGUGGAAAAACCUGUGCGAUUCAACGCUCGAAUAAAUAA
Adineta ricciae is the source of this 963-nucleotide messenger RNA. Lineage: Eukaryota; Metazoa; Rotifera; Eurotatoria; Adinetida; Adinetidae. The record is from the annotation of a GenBank genome assembly.